Besnoitia besnoiti is the source of this 1569-nucleotide messenger RNA. RefSeq names its product ABC1 family protein. The record is from RefSeq and is a predicted model, not a curated record. The coding region runs from base 1 to 1569 and encodes 522 amino acids. The transcript has 3 exons. Lineage: Eukaryota; Apicomplexa; Conoidasida; Eucoccidiorida; Sarcocystidae.
AUGGAGAAGCUCGAGGCCGCGAAGAAGUACGCGGAGGCGCAGGCGGGCGGCGAGCAUCCAGAGGAGAGCAAGGACGAGGCCGCGCGGAAGCAGAAGGACUCGGCGCGGCGACGCGAGAGGCAGCGCCUGCACAGGGAGCGCGCGUUGAGGAAGCUGCGAAAGGUCCGAAACGGAAGGCGCGACGAGGACUCCGACCCCGAGGAAGAAGAGGCCGACAGAGCCGGUAGCCGGCGGACGUCGAGAGGAGGCAGCGGACUCAGGACGAACGCGCAGGCGUCGUCGGCGUCGCCGCGCGGCGCCCGGCGGGGCGCCUCGGAUUCUCGCCGCGAAGGGGGGCAGAGGGCGACGGAGAGGAGCCUACAUCGACGAGACGAAGACGAGGACGAGGCACGCGGCGCCGGCCGACUAGACCGCGGCUCGCCGUCCGAGCCCGUGUCACCCCACGGCUGCUCGCGUGUGCUGUCUCCGUCGCCGCCGGGGCUCUCGCGCCCGCUGCGCGGCGCCGCAGCGGCGCAGGCCGGCGAGCAGCUGCCGGCGCCUGCUGCGCCGAUUCCGCGAGUCUCUGCGCUCGACUUGAUUCGGAAGAAGCCGCACGUGAUGGAUCCCCUCCUUUACGACAGCCGCCGAAUCGUCUCCAAGAACGUCCCGCCGACCAACGGGCGCUUCACCGCCUACGGGCUCGCGCGGCUGUACGCCGCGAUCGCCGCCGGCGAAAUCCUCGACAGCGCGACGCUCGAGGCUGCGCGCACGCCGGCGACAGUCGACGGCAGCCUGGAGACGCUGCUGUUGACCGGAGGCGGCAGUCGCGUCUGGGGACUCGGCUACCAACUCUACGAGUGCACGCAGAUGGAGGCGAGCCACCUCGCGGUACCUCCGCCGCCGACGCCGACGAGCCUCUGGCGCAUGCGUGCAGCUCAGUCCUUCGGCCGGCGCAGCACGCUUCACGCCUCAGAGUUCGCCGCGCGGUUUCUACGGUUCCAGGAGGCGCGCAGCGGCGAAACGGAGACACCUGCAGGCGCGGCAUCGACGCCGCUGUCACCCACCGCGUUCCACUCGCCUGCCGCAUCCUGCCUGUACGCGCGUCCUUCGUCCUCGUCCUGCUUUGCGCGAGGCGCGACGCCGGAGCCCGCAGCCCGACUCCGGGCGACCGAGAGCCCCCGGGGGCUCGAGCGGGCCGCGUUGACCUUGGGGGCGAAUUCGGCGUAUAGUCGGGGCCUGGGAGUGGGCGCCGGCGCAGCAGCGGAGAGCGGGGGAGGGUUGGGCAGGCGAAGCCCGAAAGGGAUUCCGUAUCUCUCGACUGCGAGCGCAAACGCUGAAGGCCGCAGAGACGGCGGCACUGUCGUCGGUUUUGGCCAUGGCGACUUCGGUGGCAGCAUCGCCCUCUGCUUCCCGGAGUUGAAGCUGUCAAUUGCGAUCCUCGUGAACGACGUGCUCACAGGCCCGCAGGCUUCUCGAGAGAUUUUGGAAUUCAUUCUGAGGAAGUUCGGCCUCGAGCCGCGAUGGUCGACUGCCGUGGACUUCGAGGAGGUUCUCGCAAACCUCACGCCCAAGCAGGAGCCGACUCGGUGA